Mustela lutreola (European mink) is the source of this 614-nucleotide messenger RNA. RefSeq names its product HIG1 hypoxia inducible domain family member 2A (gene HIGD2A). The record is from RefSeq and is a predicted model, not a curated record. The transcript has 2 exons. Gene Ontology annotation, cellular component: mitochondrion. The coding region runs from base 54 to 374 and encodes 106 amino acids. Gene Ontology annotation, biological process: mitochondrial respirasome assembly. Lineage: Eukaryota; Metazoa; Chordata; Mammalia; Carnivora; Mustelidae.
UCAGAAGGCGGAGCUUAGCGUUCGCAUUUUUUCCCAAAGCAGCUUCCCGAGACAUGGCGGCUCCUGGUCCUGUGACUCCGGGGCCACCCUUUGAACCAGCACAGCCGCCAGUCAUUGAGGGCUUUAGCCCCAGUAUCUACCGCACUCAAGAAAGCUUCAAGGAAAAAUUUAUUCGCAAGACCCGCGAGAACCCAAUGGUACCCAUAGGCUGCCUGGGCACGGCGGCCGCCCUCACCUACGGCCUCUACUGCUUCCACCGGGGUCAGAGCCGGCGCUCUCAGCUCAUGAUGCGCACUCGGAUCGCUGCCCAGGGCUUCACGGUCGCAGCCAUCUUGCUGGGUCUGGCUGCAUCUGCUAUGAGGUCUCGAUCCUGAGUCCGAGACCUGGCCUUGAACGGAGAUCAUUCCCGGCCCCAGGAGCAACCACCGGCCCCGCUACCUGACUUAUUCCUUCGUCUCCCCUGACAAGGCCCCUAUCAGCGGGCGAGGAAGUGGCCAAUUGUGUAACUGACAGGUGUUUUUUCGGGAAUCUCGGAUUCGUUUGUUUGGGUGUUGCAUACUUGUAUUUGUGCCCCACUCUCUUCACUUCCUACUUAAUAAACUGAUCCACUUGUA